Aureococcus anophagefferens is the source of this 576-nucleotide messenger RNA. Its product is annotated as 40S ribosomal protein S14. The record is from RefSeq and is a predicted model, not a curated record. Gene Ontology annotation, cellular component: ribosome; cytosolic small ribosomal subunit. Gene Ontology annotation, biological process: ribosomal small subunit assembly; maturation of SSU-rRNA from tricistronic rRNA transcript (SSU-rRNA, 5.8S rRNA, LSU-rRNA); translation. The transcript is spliced from 2 exons. The coding region runs from base 84 to 530 and encodes 148 amino acids. Gene Ontology annotation, molecular function: mRNA 5'-UTR binding; structural constituent of ribosome; small ribosomal subunit rRNA binding. NCBI's taxonomy places the organism in Eukaryota, Pelagophyceae, Pelagomonadales, Pelagomonadaceae.
GCUAGCGAUCAGCACCAUCUCCACCGAGCGCGUCGGCAGUCGUACUUGUACGACCCCCUGCAGCGCCAACCUCGCCAAACACCAUGUCGAAGAAGACCGAGGAAAUUAAGGAGGUGACGACGCUCGGCCCCAAGGUCGCCGAGGGCGAGCAGGUCUUCGCCGUCGCGCACAUCUUCGCGUCGUUCAACGACACCUUCGUCCACGUCACGGACCUCUCGGGCCGCGAGACCCUCGUCCGCGUGACGGGCGGCAUGAAGGUCAAGGCGGACCGCGACGAGGCGUCGCCCUACGCGGCGAUGCUUGCCGCGCAGGACGUCGCGGAGCGCUGCAAGGAGCUCGGCGUCACGGCGAUCCACAUCAAGAUCCGCGCCACGGGCGGCAACAAGACGAAGACGCCGGGCCCCGGCGCCCAGUCCGCGCUCCGCGCCCUCGCGCGCGCGGGCAUGAAGAUCGGCCGCAUCGAGGACGUCACGCCGAUCCCGUCCGACUCGACGCGCCGCAAGUCCGGCCGCCGCGGUCGCCGCCUCUAGGCGCCUCCCCUCGCGUCUCCUUCGACGCCCUAAGUGCUUCGGCGAA